ACCCACUAAAGAAAAGAAGAAAGAGCUCGAGUGUGAUGUGUUUGUGUAUCCUCAGUGUUUUUCUCUCUUGAGUGUUUUAAACAGAGUCUUGUCUCUGUGUAUUUUAGUGUUGAUGAUGGAUGUGAUGUGCUGUAAAUCAGGAAGUGAUCAGGGUUUACAGGAUGAUGAAUCUACUGAUCAAACCUCCACAGAGUCUCUGGAUUCUGUCUGUAACGCUGGAGAACAGCAGCAGAUCCUGCAGAACAAACUCAACAUGUGUUCAGUCAAACUCAUCGACUGCAAGAACCUCAUGAUGAAGAUCAAAACUGAAACCACAGAAGAGGAGAAUCACACUGAAGAAAAUGAAGAUAACACUGAGGAUGAUGCAGAUAAAGAUGGGGAUUGUGAUGAUGAUUUUAUUCCUUCAGAUAUGAAGAGUGAAUCAAGUUCUGAAGACGAAUCCUCCUCUACAUCAAAACAGCGACUGACAGCACAAAUGCUUUCCUGCAGGAGAUGUAAGAUCAGCUUUACUACCUUACAAGAGAAGAAACUUCAUUCAGAAGAACACCGAGAGAGGAAGAAGUUUCACUGUGAGCAGUGUGGGAAAGUUUGUCUCUCUUCUUCUAGUCUGAAAGUUCACAUGAGGACACACAGUGGUGAAAAGCCUUUCCAAUGCACUGAAUGUGACAAAUAUUUCAGCCGAAAACAAACUCUUGAUGUUCAUAAGAGAAUUCACAAAGGAGAAAAACCAUACGAGUGUCCUCACUGUAAAAAGAGAUUCAGUCACAAACCUUAUAUAAAGAAACAUAUGCUCUUACACACCAAUGAGAAAACGCAUCAGUGCAGUGAAUGUGACAAAUAUUUCAGCAGCAAAGGAAGUCUUGUUGCUCAUCAGAGAAUUCACACAAGAGAAGAAACAUACGAGUGUCCUCACUGUGAGAAGAGAUUCAGACAAAAAGCCCUUCUGAAGAAACACGUGCUUAUACACACCAAUGAGAGACCGUAUCAGUGCAGUCAAUGUGACAAAACCUUUAGGUUUUCGGCUACUUUAAGGGCACACCAAAGAACUCACUCUGAGAAACAAUAUCAAUGUUCACACUGUGACAAACGUUUCUAUCAUAAAUCUUAUCUGAUAAUCCAUGAGAGAAUUCACACGGGAGAGAAACCUUACCUCUGCUCUUACUGUGGUAAAAGCUUUGCUGAUCCAAGUACUUUUAAAGAGCAUCAGAGAGUUCACACUGGAGAAAAACCUCAUCAGUGUAAUGUUUGUGGAAAACGCUUCACACGUCACGGUGCAUUUAAUGUUCAUCAGAAAAUUCACACCGGGGAAAAACCUCAUCGCUGCAUUUUGUGUGGGAAGAAUUUCAGUCGACGUGGCAAUUUAGUGACUCACCUAAGAAUUCAUACAGGUGAAAAACCUUACAGAUGCUCUCAGUGUGGAGAGGGGUUUAAUCAAGCCGUUCUCAUGAGAAUCCAUCAAAGAGUUCACACUGGAGAGAAACCUUACCACUGCUCCAUCUGUGGAGAGAGAUUUACUAAAGUAGGACCUUUCAAGACUCAUAAGAAGAUGCAUACUGAAGAACAAACAGACAAAUAACUUGUAUUGUUACAAACACGAUUCAGAUUUGUAGUAGACUUUAUAUUUUCUUUUCUGUAUUGUAAUUAUAAGUUGAUUGAGCCUCGAGUCUCACUCAAAGUUAUGAUCACUAAAAGAUGUUUAAUAAACACUCCGUAAUGUUUGGGGUUCACAUUGGACUCACUUUGCCUGGAUGAUUCAUUACAGUUUAAUGAUGAACUUGCUGUAGUUUUUUCCCUUCAUUUCUGUCACAUUUAUAAUCUAACAUGUUUUUUCUGCAUGUUUAUGCAUACAAAUGUUUAUACAUAUUUUCUGUUUUAAUCUACUUUAACAUUAUCUUACAAAUUUUUAUUUUGCUCUUAAACUGUAAUAAAUAUCUAAAUGAAUGAAGUGUUGAGUGUCUUCUCUCUCCAGUACAGCAGGAGGCGCUCUGCAGCUCUUCAGUCCGCCAAUAAACCCACUAAAGAAAGAAAGAAAGCUCAGACAACAACCGCUGUGUUUACAUCAGUUUUAUUUUAAUGGACUUGCUGAUUUUAAUUAGUGUACAUUUAAAGUUUUCAUGUAAAUUUUUUUUUACUGUUUGUGCUGAAAGGUUUAGAUAUUCACAAAGGAGAAACAAGUAGAAAUCUGAGGGCUUUUUUUGUUUAUCUGUUAAACCGAUGGACUGUGGAAAUCAAACGGAGAUUAAAACAGAACCUACUGAUAUAAAAACAGAACUCACAGAAGAGAAACAUCACGAUGAUGAGUUUUUUCCUCCCGAUGAGAAGAGUGUCAGCUUUACUACCUUACAAGAGAAGAAACUUCAUUCAGAGGAGCACAGAGAGAAGAAGAAGAAGCAGUUUCACUGUCAACAGUGUGGGAGGAUUUGUGUUUCUUCUUCUAGUUUAAUAGCUCAUAUGAAGACACAUACUGAUGAAAAGCCUUUCCACUGCAGUGACUGUGACAAAUGUUUUAGAACCAAAGGAAAUCUUGAUGUUCAUCAAAAAAUUCACACAGGAGAUAAACCACACCAGUGUCCUCUAUGUGAGAUGAGAUUCAUCAGUGGACACCAUUUGAACAAACAUGUGCGUUUACACACCAAUGAGAGACCUCAUCAGUGCAGUGAAUGUGGAAAAAACUUUAGGCUUUUAGAUUCUUUAAGGAAGCAUGAAAUAACACACUCUGAGAGACUCUAUCAGUGUUCACACUGUGAUAAACGUUUUUUUCAUAAAAUGAAUCUGAUAUGCCAUGAGAGAACUCAUACUGGAGAGAGACCUUAUCUCUGUUCUCACUGUGGAAAGAGCUUCUCUGCUUCGGGUACUUUGACUGUUCAUCUGAGAGUUCAUACUGGAGAAAAACCUCAUCACUGUAGUGUUUGUGGGAAGAGUUUUAGUAAACAUUACAAUUUAGUGACACACCUAAGAAUUCAUACAGGUGAAAAACCUUACAGAUGCUCUCUGUGUGGAGAGGCGUUUAAUCAAGCAGUUCUCCUGAGAAUCCAUCAGAGAGUUCAUACAGGCGAGAAACCUUACCGCUGCUCCAUCUGUGGAGAGAAAUUCGCUAAAGUAGGACCUCUUAAGACUCAUCAAAAGAAACAUGCUGAACAACAAACUGAUCUGUGAAAAAUACUUGUACAUAAAAAAUGUUACAAACUCAA
Messenger RNA from Misgurnus anguillicaudatus (oriental weatherfish), 3191 nucleotides. RefSeq lists its product as uncharacterized. The record is from RefSeq and is a predicted model, not a curated record. NCBI's taxonomy places the organism in Eukaryota, Metazoa, Chordata, Actinopteri, Cypriniformes, Cobitidae. Gene Ontology annotation, biological process: regulation of transcription by RNA polymerase II. Gene Ontology annotation, molecular function: RNA polymerase II cis-regulatory region sequence-specific DNA binding; DNA-binding transcription factor activity.